UGUAGUCACUGGCCGGCCCAGGGCCGCAGUGUCCCGCACAGGAGCGGUGACAGCUCAGGAGGGUGUGUCUGCCCAGCAGGGGCCAGCAUGGACCAGUCUGUGGCGAUCCAGGAGACCCUGGCGGAAGGGGAAUACUGUGUCAUCGCAGUGCAAGGUGUGCUGUGUGAGGGAGACAGCACGCAGAGCCUCCUCCUGGGACUCGUGCGCUCCCGCCUGGAACGUGGAGGCCAGGAACACGCUCUCUUCCUGUAUACGCACCGGAGGAUGGCCAUUACUGGGGACGACGUCUCUCUGGACCAGAUAGUGCCGAUCUCGCGGGAUUUUACGCUGGAAGAAGUGUCCCCAGAUGGCGAACUCUACAUUCUUGGCUCAGAUGUGACCGUCCAGCUGGACACAGCGGAGCUCAGCCUCAUAUUCCAGCUACCCUUUGGUUCCCACACCAGGAUGUUCCUCCAGGAAGUUGCCAGGGCCUGUCCAGGUUUCGAUCCGCAGACCCCGGAUCCUGAGUUCCGGUGGCUGUCGCGAUACAGGUGCACCCAGCCGGAGUCCGAGCCGCCCACGCCCCGCCGUUGGAACUCGGCCCCACGCACCUGGCCGGGGUGCGCCACAAUUGGCGGAGGCAGGUAUCCGUCUCAAAAGGGGCGGUGGGGACUGGAGGAGGCCCGGCCGCAAGCGGGCUCCGUUCUGUUUGGGGGCGGGGCUGUGGAGCAGGUCGGCCUUCGAUUGGUUGAGGUGGCACCCGGGGGCGGGCCCCUCUGGGGGCGUAGCCGGGGGCGGUGCGGGCGGCGUGAUGAAGAGCUGGAGGAAGCAGGUCGGGAAAUGUCCGCCGCCGCCGGCUCUCGGGAGCGCGACUCUGCAGGUAGUUCUCACUUUGAUGAUUUGAGGCCAAAUGGGAAAGGCCCGCUCGUGGACCAAAGCCCCUGGGGUCAGGAUAAACCGGAUGGCCUGCUCACAAGACAGAAUAAAUCCAAGUCUGAAAUUACUGACAUGGUUCGCUCCUCCACAAUCACAGUAUCAGACAAGGCUCAUAUUUUAUCGAUGCAGAAGUUUGGACUGCGAGACACAAUGGUGAAAUCAGAGCUAGUACAGAGAGAAGAGGAUUAUACUUAUAUCCAGAACUUCAGGUUUUUUGUGGGAACCUACAAUGUAAAUGGACAGUCCCCCAAAGAAUGCCUCAAGCCCUGGCUGAGCCAUGGUAUCCAGGCCCCAGAUGUAUACUGUGUCGGGUUCCAGGAGCUUGAUCUGAGUAAGGAAGCCUUUUUCUUCCAAGAUACACCAAAGGAGGAAGAGUGGUUCAAAGCUGUAUCAGAUUGUCUUCAUCCAGAUGCCAAGUAUGCAAAGAUAAAGCUCAUCCGACUAGUUGGGAUUAUGCUGCUAUUAUAUGUCAGACAGGAACACGCAGAGCACAUCUCAGAAGUGGAAGCUGAGAGCGUGGGGACAGGAAUCAUGGGCAGGAUGGGUAACAAAGGAGGAGUGGCGAUCAGGUUCCAGUUCCACAAUACCAGCAUCUGCGUUGUGAAUUCUCACUUGGCAGCCCACACGGAAGAGUAUGAGAGGAGGAACCAGGACUAUAAAGACAUUUGUUCUCGAAUGCAGUUUUAUCAGGUUGACCCAGGCCUUCCCCCUCUGACCAUCAGCAAGCACGAUGUAAUCUUGUGGCUGGGGGACCUCAACUACAGGAUAGAAGAGCUGGAUGUGGAAAAAGUGAAAAAGCUCAUCGAAGAGAAGGCCUUUCAAACCCUGUAUGCAUAUGAUCAGCUGAAAACUCAGGUGGCUGCAAAGGCUGUCUUUGAAGGCUUCACAGAGGGUGAGCUGACGUUCCAGCCUACCUAUAAGUAUGAUGCUGGCUCUGACGACUGGGAUACCAGUGAGAAGUGUCGUGCUCCUGCCUGGUGUGACCGGAUCCUCUGGAAAGGGAAGAACAUCACUCAGCUGACUUACCAGAGCCACAUGGCCUUGAAGACCAGUGACCACAAGCCUGUCAGCUCAGUGUUUGACAUUGGGGUGAGGGUCAGAAAUGAAGAGCUUUACCGGAAGACUCUGGAGCAGAUUGUUCGCUCCCUGGAUAAGAUGGAAAACGCCAACAUUCCUUCUGUGUCUCUCUCCAAGCGAGAGUUCUGUUUUCAGAAUGUGAAGUACAUGCAGUUGCAAGUAGAAUCCUUUACAAUUCAUAAUGGACAAGUCCCCUGUCGGUUUGAAUUCAUCAACAAGCCUGAUGAGAAGUCUUACUGUAAGCAGUGGCUGAAUGCCAACCCCAGCAGAGGCUUCCUCUUGCCAGGUUCUACCAUUGAGAUUGAAUUGGAGCUAUUUGUAAAUAAGACCACCGCUACAAAGCUCAACUCGAACGAAGACAAAAUUGAGGACAUUCUGGUUUUGCACUUGGACAGGGGAAAGGAUUAUUUUUUGUCUGUGUCUGGGAACUACGUGCCCAGCUGUUUCGGAUCUCCCAUUCAUACGUUGUGCUACAUGAAGGAGCCAAUCUUGGACCUGCCGCUUGAAACUGUUAGAGAGCUGACUCUGAGGCCACUAUGGACUGAAGAUGAUGGGAGCCAGUUAGAGAACCCCAUGGAAAUCCCCAAAGAGCUCUGGAUGAUGGUUGACUACCUGUACCGAAAUGCUGUCCAGCAGGAAGAUCUGUUUCAGCAGCCAGGUCUGAGGUCGGAGUUUGAGCAUGUCAGGGACUGUUUGGAUACCGGAAUGAUUGACGCCCUCUCCGCUAGCAAUCAUUCCGUAGCUGAAGCCUUACUGCUUUUCCUGGAGAGCCUACCAGAGCCCGUCAUCUGUUACAGCGCCUACCAUAACUGCUUGGAGUGUUCUGGCAACUACACAGCAAGUAAACAGGUCAUUUCUACUCUCCCCACAUUCCACAAAAAUGUCUUCAACUACUUAAUGGCGUUUUUGCAAGUACUGCUGAAAAAUUCAGCAAAAAAUCAUUUGGAUGAGAAUAUUCUAGCUAGCAUAUUUGGCAGCUUACUGCUUCGAAAUCCAGCUGGUCACCAAAAGCUUGAAAUGGUAGAGAAGAAGAAGGCUCAAGAAUUUAUUCACCAGUUCCUCUGCAACUCCCUCUGAGCCUCUCUAUCUCCUCUCCUAUUUUACCUGAGGCAGCCAAUUUCCAGCCUCACCUGUUUCAGCUCAAGAGCUGCCUUAAGAGGAUGGGAGGCUACUUAGAAGCAAGAGUGGCAGCUGCCUGUGUCCUGAGCCCAGACCGCCCUCCCCACCAUGGCUGUCACACUCAGUGCUGCUGUGAGUUGUGAAGACAUGGGGGGAAAACCACCACAAUAAAACUGACAUUCAAUGUUCAACUUUAGUUAGUUAACACAGAUAGGUCUCUAUUU
Molecule: messenger RNA, 3335 nt
Organism: Ceratotherium simum simum (southern white rhinoceros)
Lineage: Eukaryota; Metazoa; Chordata; Mammalia; Perissodactyla; Rhinocerotidae
Gene: INPP5B
Product: inositol polyphosphate-5-phosphatase B
Biological process (GO): phosphatidylinositol dephosphorylation; signal transduction
Cellular component (GO): cytosol; membrane
Molecular function (GO): phosphatidylinositol-4,5-bisphosphate 5-phosphatase activity; inositol-1,4,5-trisphosphate 5-phosphatase activity
Source: RefSeq, a predicted model, not a curated record